Haemorhous mexicanus (house finch) is the source of this 3278-nucleotide messenger RNA. RefSeq names its product RAB33B, member RAS oncogene family (gene RAB33B). The coding region runs from base 63 to 749 and encodes 228 amino acids. The record is from RefSeq and is a predicted model, not a curated record. Gene Ontology annotation, biological process: Rab protein signal transduction. Lineage: Eukaryota; Metazoa; Chordata; Aves; Passeriformes; Fringillidae. The transcript is spliced from 2 exons. Gene Ontology annotation, molecular function: GTPase activity; GTP binding. Gene Ontology annotation, cellular component: endosome; Golgi apparatus.
GUGGUGGGGCCGUGACGCGUCCCCCCGGCCCGCGGCUGCUCCGCGGCGCGCCCGGGGCCGCCAUGGCUGCGGGGGACGUGGAGUCCUCGCUGGAGCUGAGCCUGACGGGCUCCGGGGCGCUCUCCGGCGCGCUGCCCCCCGCCCGCUCGCGCAUCUUCAAGAUCAUCGUCAUCGGGGACUCCAACGUGGGCAAGACGUGCCUCACCUACCGCUUCUGCGCCGGCCGCUUCCCGCAGCGCACCGAGGCCACCAUCGGCGUGGACUUCCGCGAGAGGGCCGUCACCAUCGACGGCGAGCGCAUCAAGAUACAGCUAUGGGAUACGGCAGGCCAGGAGCGCUUCAGGAAGAGCAUGGUGCAGCACUACUACAGGAAUGUCCAUGCUGUGGUGUUUGUGUACGAUAUGACAAACAUUGCCAGUUUCCACAGCCUGCCAUCAUGGAUAGAGGAAUGCAAACAGCACCUUCUUGCCAAUGAUAUACCACGGAUUCUGGUUGGAAAUAAAUGUGACCUGAGAAGCGCUAUUCAGGUGCCCACGGACCUGGCCCAGAAGUUUGCUGACACUCACAGCAUGCCAUUGUUUGAAACCUCUGCCAAGAACCCCAAUGACAAUGACCAUGUGGAGGCCAUAUUCAUGACACUGGCUCACAAGCUUAAAAGUCACAAGCCAUUAAUGCUUAGUCAACCCCCAGAUCAUGAUGAAAUACAUAUAAAGCCUGAACCAAAACCUAUCACAUCCUGCUGGUGUUAGGUCACAUUGUCACUGGUUAUCACCUUGUCUUGUUUGCAAGUGCUUCAAAAUUAUGGUCUUUGGCAAAGUUACAGGUUUUGGUAGCAACUAUAGCAAAUCUCUUUGGCACUUUAAUGUGUUUUUUAUUUUAAUUUUUCCUGGCGUAGAUGUGCCCAUCUUAUGCUCUUGCACUUUGUAAUUGUACUUUCUGAAUACUAAAGUUUCACUAUAAAUACAUGGGAACAUACUCACUUUGUCAAGUUCUGACAAAGCAAUCCUAGUUGAGCUCUUGCUGCCUGAGGUUGUUCUCAUCACUUGUGGUAACAUUAUAACUAGUGUGCCAGUUUACUAAUACUUUUGGUUGCUACUUGUGUUGGAAUAAUGUAGGAGAAAGAGCCUUUUGUGACAACCAGGGAACUUGGGUUUUGGGUCAGCAAGUGAGGAGAUGUUUUGGCAUAUGAAGGAAUAUUAGGUGGCUACUAGGAAAUUAGAAAGCAGGUACCUUUUUAUUAUAACAGCAAAAAAAACAGCCCUGUCAAAGUUUGGAUUGCCAGUGUCGGUGCAAAUUGCUAGGUUUUGGCCUGUCCUUCCACUAUGAACUUGGUCUGUUUCUUCAUGGCAGUGGUAAUGAAAUUAACUAACAUCUCCCUACCUCUAGACAGUAAUUUGAUACUUAAAGCUUCAUCAAUUUUUCAUAAUUAGCAUGUCAUACCAAACUAUGUUAUGUUAGCCAAUAUUGUGGAAAGUACUGUAGCGCAGGAUUUGGGGUAAAAUUGGGACUCCACCUGUCCAAAAGUUCUCUGAUCUUACUAAAAUUAUAUAUUUCUGAAGGUGCUGUAUUUGAGUAGAAUGUCUCAGGGUAAGUAAAAACAGUUGAGUAAGUAAAAGAUUGGGUGAAUUUGGCAAAAGCAUACUGCUUUUCAAAGAUGGGAUUUGCAGGGCUUUAAGAGAUCGUGAGUGGUUCUCAGAUGUCUUGAAAAGCCAACUUGAUAACAUAUUUCAGGAAUGGGAAUGCAUAGGAAUAUGGUACAUUCUUAAAAUAUUUCCAAACACAGACUAAAUUGGGUCUUGAAAUACGGAGUAAAUCUACCAACUACAUCAUCAGUUACAGAUUUUUGAAGGAAAACCUGCAUGUAUAAUGUUGUGACUGUAUGUAGGGCUUCCUUGGCAUUACUAAUGUGAGCUAGUAGGGGUUAGAUGAGGGAAAAAAUUCCUCUUGGACCACCUUUUUCUGUGUUCUCAUAGUUGCAACUGCUUUUUUUCAGUCCUAUCUGAAGAUCAAGUUUCAUAAUAAAAAUGGUGCUAAGUUGCACAUAGUUGCAUAAAGUGAAAUGUAAGCCAUAGAAUGCUAUCUAUGACUUCAUUCACGUGCCAUGUCAAACAAUGUUUUGUGACUUAGUUUUUGAAGUAUAAAUGAAGAUUUUUUUUUUUUAAUUGGCAAUGUGUAGCAUGUGUUGCUUACUGGAAACUCAAUGGAAGGGCUAGUUCAGAAGCUGCCACCCUAAUGAUCACAUUAGAAACAAAUUACUGAAACAAGAUACCUGUUAUUAUGUAAACUAUUACAAUUCCUAAGAUGUAAUUUCAUUGCAAUUUAUACAGAAAAAAAUACAUUGACUUUUUUCUAGAUUUUGGAAGAGCAUUUAAUUUGGUCUUAUAUGGUUAAGAUGUUUAAAAAGAAUUUAAACAAAAGGUAGUACUUUUUCCUGUAUAAAGCUGCUUUAAUUGUGACAGUAUUCUUCCUUAGGAAACAUUUGUAAAAGGAAGCUUUUGUAUUCACUCUGAACCUUAUAUUACUAGCAUUUACAGUUGUUUCAGAAACAAUCACCUUUUUAACACUAGUGUCCUUAAUGAUUUCCUUAAGAAAAUGAUUGAUCUUAAAUUGAUGUUUAUACUAUGGUAAGUAAAUAUGGUUUACAGUCCUGUUGGACAAAUUGUUUUUCACUCAUGUCCUUAAUCCUUUUUCUGAGAAGGAUCCUUCUUAAUUAUUUUUUGUAUACUAAAUAUAAUUAUUUGUAUACUGAAUAUGUCAGCAAGUUUUUGUGAGUUUUUUGGUUUUGUUUUGUUGAUUUGGGUUUUUGUUUGUUUUAUUUGUUUGUUUGUUUUUAAUAAAAAUAUCCCAGAAUUAAGAAUUUUAAAGUCAGGUUGGGGGUUGGGGUAAGAAAAUCAUGUAACUGCAGUGUUACUGUUAAAUUUGAUCUGAAACACCUGCACAUCUGUUAAGUUUUAUUUGAGUUACCACAACUUGUAAAUAAGGGCCCUCAUGUCAUGAAAAUUGUGUGCAAAUGGUGUUCAAGUGUGUAAUUCCAUGUUCAGCACAAAGCAUGUUCUAAUGGUUCUGCCAUGGAGGCAGUGUGGUCAGUAAUGCAGGAUUCAGUGUUGCUCCCUGGCUUUCAGUGGUGAUGUUCUGCCCACAGGAUGGAUAUCAGAGUACUGAAUACUUUGUGUAUUUUCACUUUACCAGACUGUAAAGUUGUGUUCUUUUGUAUGUGUUGGGGGCAGGCAAGGCACAGUCCCAGAAAACUAAUAAACGGGCUUUGCCACAAACUGUCA